Molecule: messenger RNA, 2332 nt
Organism: Ornithorhynchus anatinus (platypus)
Lineage: Eukaryota; Metazoa; Chordata; Mammalia; Monotremata; Ornithorhynchidae
Product: gastrula zinc finger protein XlCGF57.1-like
Exons: 5
Coding region: 233-2101 (622 amino acids)
Biological process (GO): regulation of DNA-templated transcription
Source: RefSeq, a predicted model, not a curated record
GGAACAGCUUCAACGCAGUCGUAGUUUGUGGCAUCUCCCAAGCGUUCAGCACAGUGGCCUGCAAAGAGGAAGCGCUCAGAGCCGACUGUCUGAAGCCUCACUGUAUCCGCCACCUGGAGAAGAGGGCGGAUCCGUGGAUUUCCCCAACUUCCCUCUCACCACAGACUUUCCCCGGAGAGGCCUGGACUGGCGUUUAGUUCUUCAGCCCCCGGAGGAAGAAGAGCAGGGACAAAUGGAGGUGACGUUCAAGGACGUGGCCAUCUUCUUGACCCAGUGGGAAUGGGGGAGCCUGGCAGAUGCUCAGAGGGAGCUCUACACCAGCGUCAUGUUGGAGAAUUACGGACAUCUACGGUCACUGGGAGCCGGGCGUCCGAAGCCUCAGUGUAUCCGCCAACUGGAGAAGGGGGAAGAUCCAUGGGUUCCCGAACCUCCAGCUCACCACAAAUGGAUUUUCCUCAAAGAGGCCUGGACCGAAGAAAUCAGGGAAGAGCAAUUGCCCGAUACAGUGUUUGCAGAAUCCCAUGGAAACGUUUCCCACCUUCCUCGAAGGGGCAGGUCCCUAAAGAAUCAGUGGAGAUCUAGGAGGAAACGAGACCGGCCGGUAGAGAGAAGGAAGGCGCAGAAGCCAGUGCCCGUGAAAGAGGAGCCCUUUGAACGUUUCAAGUGUGGGAAUCGAGAAAGUUUUGUCACGCACAUGAGGUUGCACACUGGAGAGCAGCCCUAUAAGUGUGGGGUGUGUGCCAGGAGCUUCAGACAGAAGGGAUACCUCACUUGCCACAUGAAGGUCCACUCUGGAGAUAGAAACUUCCAAUGUCCAGACUGCCAGAAGAGCUUCAAGACAAAAGGAAAACUCAACAAGCAUAAGCGAGUGCACACGCUAGAGAAGUCCUUUGAAUGUCUCGAGUGUGGGAAGGCCUUUCGCGAGAAGUACAAUCUGACAAGGCACGAGAAGAUUCACAAAGGCAUCAAACCCCAUAUGUGUCUCCAGUGUGAGAGAAGAUUCAGCGAGAAGUCCAGUCUCAUUGACCACAUCAGAGUCCACACUGGAGAAAAACCCUUCCAAUGCCCGGAGUGCCAGAGGUACUUUAAGAGAAAAGGAUCCCUGCGAGUUCAUAUGCGGGUGCACACGGGAGCGAAGCCAUAUAAAUGCCUCGAGUGCGGGAAGGCCUUCCGCCAGAAUGGCAAUCUUAAGAAGCACAAGUUGCGUCACAGAGACGUCAAACCCUGGGUGUGUCUCCAGUGUGGUAGAAGCUUCAGGGGCAGGGGCCGUCUCCUUACCCACAUGAGAGUCCACAGUGGAGAAAAACCCGUCCAGUGCCCGGAGUGCCAGAGGUACUUUAAGAGAAAAGGAUCUCUUCAAGUUCAUAUGCGGGUGCACGCGGGAGUGAAGCCGUUUGAAUCCCUCGAGUGCGGGAAGACCUUCCAAGAGAAGGGCAAUCUUAGGAAGCACGAGGGGCGUCACAAAGACCUCAAACCCUGUACGUGUCUCCAGUGUGAGAGAAGAUUCAGAGACAGCGACCGUCUCAUUACCCACAUGAGAGCCCACACUGGCGAGAGACCCUUUCCAUGUCCACUGUGUCAGAAGAAGUUCAAGACCAGGGGAUGUCUUAGAAAGCAUAUGCGGGUGCACACGGUAGCGAAGCCAUUUAAAUGCCUCCAGUGCGGGAUGACCUUCUGCCAGAAGGGCAGUCUUAGGAAGCACGAGAGGCGUCACAAAGACAUCAAACCCUGUGUGUGUCUCCAUUGCGAGAGAAGCUUCAGAGACAAGGACCAUCUCAUUACCCACAUGAGAAUCCACACUGGCGAAAGACCCUUUCUAUGUCUGCAGUGUCAGAAGAAGUUCAAGACCAGAGGAAGUCUUAGAAGGCAUUUGAGAGUGCACACAGGAGAGAAGCCCUUUGAAUGUCUCGAAUGUGGGAAGGCCUUCAACCGUAACAGUAAUCUGACGGUCCACAAGAAGAUUCACAUGGCCGCCAAGCCCCAUGUGUGUCCCCGGUGUAAAAAGAGCUUCAGAUUCAAAUGCCAGUUGGUGGCCCACAAGACACUUUACGCAGGGGGGAAGCCCUGUGAGUACACUGACGGAAAACUCGCAGCCAGAUAGGGAGUCUUCCUCCCCAAAAGAGAAUCCACAGCAGAGAGAGAUCUAGGCCCCGGGAGCAGCCUGGAUGCUCCAUCGCCGCCGCCGGGAUGGCGCUGCCUGACUUGGCGAACUCAUUCCCUCGUUCUCCGGCACGUUGGCCGUAUUGUAAGGAAAGUUGCUUGUAGCUUGAUCGAAGUUCCCGAUGUCUUGUUCUCUUUCUCAAAGCUGUCAAUAAAAUAUCUCUCUCGGUCA